This is a messenger RNA of Naegleria gruberi, 930 nucleotides long. RefSeq lists its product as uncharacterized. Gene Ontology annotation, biological process: actin filament polymerization; exocytosis. Gene Ontology annotation, cellular component: WASH complex. The record is from RefSeq and is a predicted model, not a curated record. Lineage: Eukaryota; Heterolobosea; Eutetramitea; Acrasida; Naegleriidae. The coding region runs from base 1 to 930 and encodes 309 amino acids. The transcript has a single exon.
AUGAGUAAAUCAGUUAUUGCUAAUUUUAAAAGAUUUAAUCAAACAUCAGCAAGUGUAGAAUAUUAUAAAACACUUGAUUUAGUAUCAUCAUUUAGUAUUCAAAUGGUUGAAUUAUUAAAUUCAUUUGUUCAUCAAUGUGAAACAAAAUUAAAUUCAUGUUCACAUCAUAUUAAAAGAUUGGAAAUUACUUUAACUUUAUUAGAAUCAAAACUUGAAUCUGUUAAUGGAUUAAAAGAUCAAAUGACACAAUGGAAUUCAGAUACAUCUAUUCAAUCACAAUAUUAUCAUCAUAGAAAUCAACAACAACAACAUUCAAAUACUAAUACAACUAAUACUAAUAAUAAUGGAACAAUAACAUCAGCACCUCCUCCUCCACUGUCAACAUUUUCAGCAUCUGUUCCACCUCCACCACCACCUUCAUCAUCAUUUGGAAGUGUACCUCCUCCACCACCAUCAAUGGGUAGUACUGGUAUUCCACCACCACCACCACUAUCAAUGGGUAGUGUUCCACCUCCACCACCUCAAAUGAUGAUGGGAAGUGUUCCUCCACCACCUCCAUCUCAAAUGAAUUCGCCACCUCAAUUAAUGACAUUACCUCCACCUCCUCCACCAACAUCUCAAAUUGUAUCAACAAUAUCCUUACCACCUCCUCCAUCAACAACAAUACAACCAGCAAGUGAAGCAACUGAAUCUGCAUAUAUUCCAACAUGUGAACAAGAUCCAAGAUUAGCUCACUAUUUCAAGUUACUUAACAAACUUCAAGUACCAAGAGCUCAAAUUGAUAUGAAAAUGAAAAUGCUUGGCUUAGAUUCAUCUGUACUUGAUACACCAAAUGAUCCUUCUCCUUUAGGUCCAUACAUUCCUGAAGAAGUAUCAAAGCAAGAAGAAAAGGAAGAAACUGAAAGUACUGCCAGUAAUGAUUCAUGGUAA